This is a messenger RNA of Amoebophrya sp. A120, 1280 nucleotides long. NCBI's taxonomy places the organism in Eukaryota, Dinophyceae, Syndiniales, Amoebophryaceae. The record is from the annotation of a GenBank genome assembly.
GGGAAAGGCAACGGCCGAACGCGCGGGAGAGCCUUCGCUUGCUGCGGGAGCGGAGUUUGGCGGUGCUUCCACCUUAGAUCCACCCACCGAGCUGCGGACAACCACGGAGCAAUUCCUGCCACCCGGUCAGGCGUUCACGAGCGAAUGCUUCUACAACGAUACGAAGCUUUGCGACCGGGUUUUGGACCAAAGCAGUUUUGGAAAUCCCGUUGCUGGAGCGACGAACGUGAACACAAUCUUCACCAAUACCAUCGCGACAUUCUUGAAAAGCCAGGAGCAUAUGUACACGCUGCAGGGCACUAUUUUGCAGUGCCACAAAAAACGCUACGGUCGCAGUUUUGUACACCUGAAGUUCACUAUUCUGGAGGCCGGGUUUGUGCGCUGGCAGUACUGCGAGCUCCGUGCGCUGCUUGUGGAGUUGCAGGUACUUGUGUUGCGGUCCUCGAUAUAAUGAAUUAAUACUGUGGAGAUCGACAUUGUCAUUUUAUCAUUUGACACGUAAGCGACCUUUUUGGAUAAAAGUAAAACUAGCACGCGUAAAACGAGAAUCAAAUAAACUUCAAGAUCGCCGCAAGCUAUGAAGACGCAGAUCCGGAUGUCUUGCGGAACUGGGACACUGUGGUUAGCGCUGAGAUUUACACGAAGUUUUUUCUGAAGGCCUUUGCGAAAGAUCUGAUCGACUUCGCGGAAGAGACCAAUGCGCGCGACGCGGCGCUUGCGCAGUCGCUUGUUGUACAUUGCAAGGAGUGCUCCGAGGAGGAGCAGCAAGUCAGGUUUCUGGACCGCGAGUUGGCUCAAGGAAACAUUAGUCUGGAGAAGUAUAAGGAACGAACAACGGAAGUACUUCGGGCGCAGAAAAGUAAGAAGACUCAGGCUCAGCACACAACAAGCGAUAAACCGGUCGCGCUCAAAAAGCUGUCCGAUCUAGUGCGCGUCACCUUCCAGAUUUUUCCCGACGGAAAAGCUGACGUGUUUUUAGUUCCGAAUACUAGCACCAGCGAAACGGGUGCAAAUCCAGUUGAAAGUGAAAGACCUGAGGAAAUGAACCAGUUAGCGGGCGAGUCUGCGCAGGAGAAGGGCGGAGCAGACUUAGAAGACGAAAGGGAACAAGAGAAAAAAGGCGGCUCGAAAGAGUCAGCGAGCAGUUCUUAUGACGGAUACUAGCAUUUCGAAAAGUACUACUUAAGUGCCCGCAGUUUUUAGCUUUGGUGGGACCCAGCCUUUCUUUGCAAAAAAGUAUGGGGCAUGAGCAUGACAAUGAGGAUGACAAGGAAACAGAA